Messenger RNA from Dichomitus squalens LYAD-421 SS1, 969 nucleotides. RefSeq lists its product as uncharacterized. The record is from RefSeq and is a predicted model, not a curated record. Gene Ontology annotation, molecular function: zinc ion binding; nucleic acid binding. The transcript has a single exon. Lineage: Eukaryota; Fungi; Basidiomycota; Agaricomycetes; Polyporales; Polyporaceae. The annotation marks the transcript as partial.
AUGGCCGGAUCCGAGGGCGCAUCAUUCACCGUCUCGUCUCCCAAGGCCACCAAGGUUGUCGUAUCCUCGCCUCGCCAGAUCAGGUCGAGCCCCCCCAUCUCCCUGGUGUCGAUCCCUUCAUGGGUCCAUGGUCGCUUAAGCACCUUGGAACGGCUCAGCAUAGCGAAAUGCAACUGGCCGGAGUGGUCUCGUCGUAUCCUCAACACCCUCUGCCUUUGCGGUGGUUCACCCCCUCUCAAGAGCUACGUCGACGGGACUCUCCCUUGUCCCAAUGCGGACACCUUCCCCCUCGACCACGCCAAUUGGGUUCAGACAAACAGCCUGGCUAUUGCCCUGGUGGAGGACUACAUCGAGGACACCGAUCUUCAUCUCAUCGCGUCCUCCUCCUCCGCUCGAAAAUUGUGGUUGGCUCUCCAAGAUCGCCAUGUCAAGCGCAGGGCCUACGCCCAACUCAUGACGAUACAGGAACUGUUCCGCGACGACCUUGACCCGUCUAACGCAUCAAGCGACAUCGAGAAUCAAGCCCGUCGGACGGCCGCUGAGGUAUCUCACAUGUUCCAGAUGGGCCCCCUCUCUGAGGACACGUUCACUGUCGUUGUUCUUCUUCACAAGAUGAAAGCAAAGAUGCGGCCCCUCAUGAACCAAAUUGUCAACGAUCAGUCGACCUCCACCUCACCGCUCACCGCUGAUCGAGUCCUUGACCGGAUCAAGCAUGAGGCGAUGCAGAUUCGCGCUGACCGUGCCGCUGGCGUUGCCCCUCCGUCCAUUGCCCUCACCGUGACCUCUUCGCAAGGCUCCGCCCGCGUAUGCUCCAACUGCAAAAAGAAGGGGCACCUCGCCGACCGCUGCUGGCAACCCGGUGGUGGCGCUGAAGGGCAGCGAGAGCAAUACCUGGCUCGUCGCAACGCACCCUCGUCAAGUAGGCCCGACACCAAGGCCUCCAGGCCGACCAAUGGCCAAUCAUACAGG